AUGGCUCCCCCAAAACCUCCUAACCCUUCCUCUAAAGAAAUUUUAGAAGAAGCUUUGCAAAUGUCUACCUUACACCUUAAUACUGCAAUGGCUGAAACUCAAGAACAAAUGGAUGUAAGAUUUGCUCAAGUCCAUGAAGAUAUAGCACAGCAAGUGGGAAAAAUUCAUACCAUGUUAGCAAAUGAAAGAAAUGUAGAAGAUGAUAGGUAUGAAGCUCUCAUGGCAGCUAUUAGAAAAGUCACUAUCCAACAAGGUAAACAGCCUGCUACUGUUGCAACAGCUGCACAAUCUGGUGGCAGCCACUCAGGUACUACACAAUUACCUUCCUCUUUGUCUUUUUCGUCACCUAGCCAUACCCAGCAUAUUACACCUACCCAUUCCACCAUACCCCCUAUACCCACCCCAAACCAAGCCCUUUUUCGUUCAGCUAGUGUUAAUGUCACUCCCACACCCCAGCCCACUAUUUCUACGUUUCACAAUACAGCCAUCCCAACUCCACUACCUUUUCAUAACACUGCCGUACCGAAUUUUCCGCCAUUCACCCAAGGCAUGCCCCAUUCUGCCUUUACCCCUGUUCCAAUGUUACACCCCCCCUACAUGCCCAGCCAUAACCCAUAUCAACAAUUUAACCAUAUCCCACCCUUACCCCCUUUUCGUUCUCCUAAACUUGAACUUCCCUUGUUUGAUGGUUCCAAUCCCUUGGAAUGGCUAUUUCAAGCGGAUCAGUUUUUUAGUUUUUACAAUCUUCCACCGGAAAACCGAUUAUCACUUAUUUCUUUUUAUAUGAAAGGAGAUGCUUUGGGUUGGUUUAAAUGGAUGCAUAGCAAUUUUUUGUUGACUGAUUGGGCCUCUUUCACAAGAGCGUUAGAAUUACGAUUUGGGCCCUCAACUUUUGAAAAUCAUCAAGCUGAAUUAUUUAAGUUGAAACAGAUUGGGUCUGUUAUGGAAUAUCAAACCAAAUUUGAGCAAUUAGGUAAUAAGGUGGUGGGCUUACCAGCAGAUGCAUUGCUUAAUUGUUUUAUUUCAGGGCUGCAACAAGAUAUUCAAAAUGAAUUGGCCAUACACAAACCUACCUCUAUUUCUAAUGCUAUUGGUCUUGCAAAGUUAAUUGAAUCCAAAAUAAAAGAUUCCAAACAGAAAUUCACUAAACCUUUCUCCACAUCCUUCCAAAAACCAAUUGCUGCCAACAUAGGUACUCCCACGCCCAAAAACCAAUUUCCCACGGCCCAACCCACUCCUACCUUUCAAAAAAGCCUCAACCCACAACAACCCAAAUUUCCCAUUCGCAAACUGACCCAAGCCCAAUUACAAGAGAGGAGAGCUCAAGGUCUUUGUUUCAAUUGUGAUGAAAAGUUCAUUACCGGCCAUAAAUGCACCACAAACAGAUUUUUUCUUUUGCUGGCUGAAGACGAAGGUUUGGAAUCCGAGGAAAGUAAUCCUAGCGAUAGCAUUUCUCAUGAACAGGAUUUAAAUGACACAUAUUUUCAGCUAUCAACUCAAGCUCUCACCGGGCAGUUCUCACCCCAAACUUUGAAAUUCCAAGGAUUCAUACAGGGCUUACCGGUUAUGGUACUUAUAGACACGGGUAGCACUCAUAACAUUAUGCAACCUAGGAUCGCUCACCACCUCAAUCUUACCACUACUCCUAUCAACCAAUUUUCCGUAAUGGUUGGUAAUGGUUCUCACCUCCAAUGCGAAGGUAUUUGCCCAGAUGUCCAAAUUUCACUACAAAAAAAACUAUUCACUCUACCUUUUUACUUACUCCCAAUAGAAGGUGCAGAUAUAGUUUUAGGAAUGGCUUGGCUAAGAACCCUUGGACUCAUUCAGGCAGAUUUCUCUAUUCCUUCUAUUACUUUUCAGCACCAAAACACACCCCUAACCCUCACCGGCGACCCUAAAUCUCUUCCCACAACAACCACUUUCCAUCAAUUGCGCCACCUUAUUCAUACAGAUGCUGUGGCUUCUUUUCAUUUACUUUUAAUGGAACCUAUUUCCAAUUCUGCUCAAACAUUACCUAAUCUGAUUACUUCAGCUGAUGUAGCUCAAUCUCCCUUACCCACACCACUCACCAAGCUCUUAACCAAAUUUCAAAAUAUCUUUCAACAACCCAAAGGCCUUCCCCCAAAAAGACCACAUGAUCACCACAUUACCCUCUUGCCUAACACAGCACCUAUCAAUGUUAAACCUUAUCGCUACCCCCAUUCAAAAAAAGACGCUAUGACUACCAUGAUACAAGAGAUGCUGCAGGAAGGCACUAUUAUUCCUAGCACUAGCCCUUUCUCCUCACCCGUGUUACUUGUAAAAAAAAAAGACGGGACUUGGCGUUUUUGCGUUGAUUACAGAGCACUCAAUGCAGUUACAGUAAAAGAUAGAUUUCCCAUACCCACUAUUGAUGAACUACUUGAUGAACUAGGAUCUGCUAAAAUUUUUUCCAAGAUAGAUUUGUGUUCAGGAUACCAUCAGAUCAGAGUUGCAUCUAGGGACACGCAUAAAACAGCUUUUCGGACUUUUGAUGGGCAUUACGAAUUUCUUGUAAUGCCAUUUGGCCUCACUAAUGGGCCCUCAACCUUCCAGUCUGCGAUGAAUGAUCUCUUAAGACCCUACUUAAGAAAAUUUGUCUUAGUUUUUUUUGAUGAUAUUUUAAUUUACAGCUCAAAUUUUGAUGAGCAUCUCACACAUUUGCAGGUCAUUUUUGAGUUAUUAUCACAACAAGCAUUUUUUGUCAAGUUAUCUAAGUGUGUUUUUGCAGCUACUCAGAUUGAUUACCUAGGACAUAUUAUUUCAGCAGCAGGAGUUGCACCUGAUUCAGAAAAGGUGAAAGCCAUUUUAGAUUGGCCAACACCUCGAUCUCUCUCGACACUCCGUGGUUUCUUAGGUCUCACCGGAUUUUAUCGCCGUUUUGUUAAAGAUUACGCCACACUCGCCGCUCCUCUCACCGAUUUGUUGCGUUCCACUACUUUUACAUGGAGUACAGAGGCAACCAGGGCCUUUACAGAGUUAAAACAUAAAAUGACCGACAUGCCGGUCUUAGCUCUACCAGACUUUACAAAAGAAUUUACAAUAGAAACUGAUGCUUCUGGAGUCGCCAUCGGAGCAGUUUUAUCACAAGAAGGUCAUCCCAUCGCCUUUUUCAGCAAGAAAUUAUGCCCCAGAAUGCAAGCAUCAUCUGUGUACGUCCGGGAAAUGCUGGCAAUCACUGAAGCUGUCAAGAAAUGGCGUCAGUAUUUGAUAGGUCAAAAAUUUCACAUCUAUACUGACCAGAAGAGCCUAAGAAACUUGCUACUACAGCGCAUACAGACACCAGAACAACAGAGAUGGACUGCAAAGUUACAAGGAUUUGAUUUUGAGAUUUCAUACAAACCUGGCAAGUCAAAUCUUGUGGCUGAUGCUUUAAGCAGAAAGUUUGAGCCUGAAAAAUCAACACUUUUGAUAUUUUCUUCUCCUCUACCAGAUGUGCUCAACACCUUGAAACAGUUUUACCAGCAUGACAGUGUGGGUCAGAAUCUACUCGAGUUAGCCAAACACCAAAGUACCAAUACAGACUACAGAGUGUCCCAAGGUUUACUUUAUUACAAAGACAGAUUGUUCAUACCUGCUAUAGCAGAUCUGCGUCAGAACAUUCUUCUCGAGCACCAUCAAACACCUACAGCAGGCCAUUCUGGUGUCAAGGCAACAUUGGCAAGAUUGCGUGCUUCUUUUUGUUGGCCAGGAGUGCACCUCGAAGUAAAAAAUAUGGUUAGGCAUUGUCUCACAUGUCAACAUAACAAAUAUGAUACUCAGAAAAAGAAAGGAUUACUGCAACCUCUACCUAUUCCUAAACAAGUAUGGGAAGAGAUUACAAUGGACUUCAUCACACACUUACCAAGUUCAAGUGGCCACACUGCAAUAUGGGUUAUCUGCGAUCGGCUAUCCAAAUUUGUUCACUUCAUCCCUUUACCAACUCAUUUUACAGCAAAGGAUCUGGCCAACCGUUUCACAGUCGAAAUAUUUCGUCUCCAUGGCAGCCCCAAAACCAUUGUAUCAGAUCGGGACCCUAUAUUUUUAAGCAAGUUCUGGAAAGAGUUCUUCAAAAAUCACGGCACAAUCCUGCAAUACAGCACAUCAUAUCAUCCAGAGACCGACGGCCAGACAGAAGUGGUAAAUCGAUCGUUAGAAACUUACUUACGCUGUUUUGCUGGAGAUCAUCCGAAAACAUGGCACAAGUUUCUACAUCUAGCAGAAUACUGGUAUAAUACGUCCUUUCACUCAGCGAUCCAGAUGACUCCGUUUAAGGCUCUUUACGGUCGUGACCCACCAAAUCUCAUGGACUAUGUCCAACACUCCUCUUCUGAAGUAGAUCUGGAAUCAGCGCUACAACAACAGCAAGAAGUCUUGGCUAAGUUAAAACAGCACUUAAGAAAAAGCAGAAUCACCAUGGAGAAACAAGCUAAUGUGAAACGCAAACACGUUACCUUUAGGGAAGGUGACUGGGUCUUACUAAAGUUACAACCGUAUCGUCAAACGACCGUACACCGACGUGUAUCUCAGAAGCUAGCUCAACGGUAUUUCGGCCCCUUCCGUAUCAUCAAGCGCACUGGUAUCGUCAACUAUCUGCUGGAUCUACCUUCUUCGUCACGAAUCCACCCCAUUGUUCAUGUGUCGCUGUUAAAGGCUUAUUAUGGAACCCAACCUCAGAAAGACUGUCAUCAGUUUCCUUUACCCGACCUUGUUGUGUUUGAGGAUAACCCACACGAUACCUGUCAACCACAAACAGAGUCAGACGUUAGCAUUCAAACAUCAAGCAAACCGGAUUCCAAGAAGAAGGAGGUUUUACCUGUGUUGUCUUCCCCGCAAAGAGUGCAUGCAAGUGAUAAAGAGAAGGGUGUCGACAUGGUCAGCGUGCAGAGCGAUUUGGAAACACACCAUCAAAAGAAAAGGAGCUGCUCAAAUGUAGAUCAGAGAAGAGUGGAGGAAGUGAAACAAAAACAAGAGUACAAAAGUGUUAAGAAAGGUGAAGAGUGCAACGAGUUGCUAGAUCCACCGAAUGUGACAAACAGAAAUGACUCGGUGGAGUCUUCUUUUAUUGACUAUGCAUUUAAUCCUAAUGGUACUUUUCCUUGGAAACAUGAACACGCUUUCCCACAGCCAGCUACUUCCUCUGCCCGAGGCGAUAAUGUAAUCCCUCUCCACCAAUCAGAAUCCAAGGCUCAGAUUCGCCCUUAUCUUCCAACGGGCACUUUUUCUCCAAAGCACGUGGGUGUGUCCCCACCACCAGUUGUGUGUGAUAGCUUGCCAAUUUGUCCUCUACCGCCAAGUGACAGCUUAGUAAUUACUAAUGGGCCUUCUUUACCCUUGAACCUUGAGGACAAGGUUCCUAAUGGGCCUGGGAGUAAUGUUAGGAAAAAGGCCAGCAGAAUUAUAAGAAGGCCCAAUUGGCUCAAAGAGUUCGUGUGA
Vicia villosa (hairy vetch) is the source of this 5433-nucleotide messenger RNA. RefSeq lists its product as uncharacterized. Gene Ontology annotation, molecular function: aspartic-type endopeptidase activity; nucleic acid binding. Gene Ontology annotation, biological process: proteolysis; DNA integration. The coding region runs from base 1 to 5433 and encodes 1810 amino acids. Lineage: Eukaryota; Viridiplantae; Streptophyta; Magnoliopsida; Fabales; Fabaceae. The record is from RefSeq and is a predicted model, not a curated record. The transcript has a single exon.